Molecule: messenger RNA, 579 nt
Organism: Geodia barretti
Lineage: Eukaryota; Metazoa; Porifera; Demospongiae; Tetractinellida; Geodiidae
Source: the annotation of a GenBank genome assembly
AUGGCGAAACUUCUCGAAGUCUACAAUCUGACGACUCACUUCUAUACCGACAACGGGGUCGUGGAGGCUGUCGACGGCAUCUCGUACUCGGUGGACGAGGGUGAGAUCGUCGGCAUCGUGGGGGAGAGCGGCUGCGGCAAGAGCGUCAGCGCGCUUUCGAUCAUGGGGCUGAUUCCCGAUCCUCCGGGCAAGAUCGUUGAGGGUGAGGUCAUCUUCGACGGACAGGACCUUCUGAAGCUCUCGUCCGCGCAGAUGACGCAAGAUUCGUGGCAACGACAUUGCGAUGGCAGCCUGUACUGCGACCUCGAGCUCCACCUGAACAUGACGGCCAGCGCGGCGAGCCAGCGUGCGGCGGAGCUUCUGAGCCUCGUCGGAAUUCCCGACGCCGAACGGCGACUGAAAGACUACCCACACCAGAUGAGCGGCGGUAUGCGCCAGCGCGUGAUGAUAGCGAUGGCGGUAAGCUGCAACCCGAAGCUGAUCAUCGCGGAUGAGCCCACGACGGCGCUGGACAUGACGAUCCAAGCGCAGAUUCUCGAACUGAUGCAGGGCUGUCGACCGAACUGGGGACGGCGAUGA